AUGGUCAACAUGAACAUCCUCGCCACUGUCGCCCUCGCGGGUCUCGCUGCCGCAAAGACCGUCGAAGUCAAGGUCGCCGAGAAUGGCCUCACAUUCACCCCAAACAAGAUUGUGGCCGACCUCCAUGACCAGGUCGUGUUCAAAUUCUCCAAGGGUGGCCACGACGUCUCUUCCGGCCCAUUCAACAACCCAUGCAAGCCAGAGAGCAACUCACUCUACUCCGGAAAGCUCAAUGAGGGCGAUGUAUUCUCCGUCAACGUCACCAGCACCAACCCAGUCUGGAUCUACUGCUCUGUCUCCAAGCAUUGCUCCAAGGGCAUGACUGCUGUCAUCAACGCUCCCGGAGACAGCAUCGAGGCCUACACCCAAAAGGCCUCGUCCGCUGGAAACGGCGAGGCACCAGCCAAGGUCAACAAUGGAAGCGGCGGAAGUGGUACUCCCACCACCAGCUCUGGAUCUCCUGCAGCUACUACCACCAAUGCUGCCUCCAGCCUGACCUUUAGCGGUGCUGCUGCUCUGGUCGCCAUGGGCGGUGCCUGGGCUGGUCUGCUUUAG
Messenger RNA from Arthroderma uncinatum, 555 nucleotides. RefSeq lists its product as uncharacterized. The coding region runs from base 1 to 555 and encodes 184 amino acids. NCBI's taxonomy places the organism in Eukaryota, Fungi, Ascomycota, Eurotiomycetes, Onygenales, Arthrodermataceae. The record is from RefSeq and is a predicted model, not a curated record. The transcript has 2 exons.